Molecule: messenger RNA, 1074 nt
Organism: Symbiodinium sp. CCMP2456
Lineage: Eukaryota; Dinophyceae; Suessiales; Symbiodiniaceae
Source: the annotation of a GenBank genome assembly
AUGGGCCGUGGGUCGGGAACCAAGGGUAAACACCCGAAAGGGGCGGGCAACCCGGGCGGUGCCAGUGAUGCCGCCGAGCCGGUGGACGUGUCGCUAGAGACAAGGCCUCGUCAUUACACCUUUGUGGGCAAGGCGGUGCCUGACGACGAGAGUGCUCGUGCUGCCGAGGGAAAGCAGUCCAAGGGCAAUGGCAAACGCCAUGCUAAGGAUGCCUCUGGUAAGACCCAAACGAAGGGUGGUGGCAAAUCCCCGGGUAAGGAUGUCCCCGUUGCAAAGGGUACCGGCAAAUCUCCAGGAAAGGAUGGUGGCCCCGGUGCAACUACGGGAACCGGUAAAGCUGCAGGAAAGGAUGGUGGCCCCAAGGGUGCCGGCAAAGUUCCGGGCAAAGAUGGUAGCCCCGUUCCAAAGGGUACAGGCAAAGUGCCGGGAAAGGACGCUAGCCCCGUUGCUAAGGGUACCGGCAAAGCUCCAGCUGGAAAGGAUGGUGUGGGUGAGGAUGGCCCCCUUGCAAAGGGUACCGGCAAAUCCCCUGGCAAAACCCCUGGUAAGGAUGGAUGCAAAACCGGUGGCAAGGAUGGAGGCGCAACCCGUGAUGAUGGAGGCAAAGCCAACGGCAAGGAUGGGUGCAAAGGUCCUGGCAAGGCGGCUUCAAAGGAUGCUGGCGUCCCCGACUCCAAGACCAAGGGCACCAAAGGUGGGAACACGAAGGGUGUCGGCAAACAACAGGGUAAGCCCAGCACAGCAGAAUCUAGCAAAGGAAAGGGCGCCGGCGAUCAGGAGCUGCACACACCAGUAAGGACUUCGAUCCUGGGAAGCCCGAACACCGGCACACCGCCGUCCAAGCCAGACGGGACCAAAGGAGCCAUCACUGAGCCCGGGAAGCCAGCCAAGGGUGCAAAGGGAGGGACCUCGGCCGUCGAAGCCACCGCGAGCUCCAACGAGGAGAGAGGCAAGGGCAAAGCCCUUGUUUCCAAGGGAAAGGGAGGGCAGCAGGGUGAGAAGCAAUCUGGAUGGAAAGACAAUUCAGUGUGUCGCCGAGUGUCAUUCGACGGAGGCGGGAAAUUUAAGCUCUAG